AUAGUUGAUGAUGCAAUGAAAUAUUUCAAGAAGUUGAAGAUGCUUGCUGAACAGCAGCAAAAACAGCAAUCGUUGAGUCACACUGUGUGCUUAGAGGCACGAACGUUACCGACCAAAAGUGUGAUUGUGUAUUGCGAUCGAGCUGAAGUGAAACGCAUCGUGAGGUGUAACUUGCAAGAAGGUCGCAAUGAAAUCAUCGUCAAGAAUGUUUCAUCGGUGAUUGAAAGGCAAUCGCUCAGAGUUGAUGGCCAUGGCAAAGCACAGAUCCUAGACGUUCUCUAUCAAGAAGUAUCGCUCGAUGUGAAUUCAGACGAGAACGAUAAGAUUGUUGAGCUUGAAGAUAGCAAGAAUGAAUUAGAGGCAGAAAAAGCAUCACUUGAUGAUCAGUUGAAUAUACUGAGGAAACGAGUCGAAGUGCUUGACGGUGUUGCAUCUCAGAUUGGCAGCAAUAUGUCACCAUCACUAAAUCCGUCACAGUCAUCCUCCUCUUCGAACACAAAUCAACUGACAGCCUCACCCAGCAACAUCACCAAUCCGACGUUCGUAAUCAACGAAAACACAAUUGCCAAUUUAACUAACUUCCUCGAUUUUUACGGGCAAACAACUGGCGAACUAAAGGCAGAAAUACGUAAGAAGACAAGGGAAGUGGACCGCUUAGUUCAAAAGAUCGAUCGACUCGAGAAACGAAUCGAUCAAAUGCGAUGUGGUUUUGAAUACGAUAGCGUUAAACGAAAUCUGAGCAUCAUUGUUGAAACGGAUGUGGCUGAACCAUCAGAAUUUCAUGUCACUUAUCAAGUCUAUUGUGCGAAUUGGAAACCGUGCUAUGAUCUGCGUGUUCUUAGCGCAUCCCACGAACAACAAACGACUUCUCUGACGAUGAGCUAUUUUGGCGUUGUCGAACAACACACUGGUGAAGACUGGAGAGAUGCGGAGAUUGUCCUGAGUACCGCAAUACCUAGUGUUGGUGGCUCAGUACCAUCGUUGCCUACAGUCGCAGCUGGUUUUCAGUUUAAGAGAGGCCAAACGAAUGCGUCGUUGAGGAGGAAACCGAAUAGUACGCCGAGUGAUGACGAUUUGGGUUUUGGCUCAUUCGACUACAACGAUCUGACGGAUGCUGGAGCUUUACAACGAUUAACGGCUGCGUGUGGAGCACAACCGAAUUCCGACUUUGAUUCCUCAACAAUCACUGUAAUCAUUUGUCAAUCUUUACUUGCCAUGUUGCUUUGCCUUCUUCGUGAUACAUUGCAGAAAUACGAUCGCUGUCCAUCGAUUUGUUUCGCAAUCGCAUACCCGGCCACUAUUCCAUGCGAUGGCUCUGAACAAAAACUUCCAAUAACGAAAUUAGAAUUGAACGCCAAAUAUAUUCAUGAGACAGUACCGACACGUGUUGCGGCUGCAUUCUUAACAGUUCUAGCCACAAACACGUCAACGUUACCCAUACUGGCUGGACCAGCAUCCGUUUACCUGAACAACAGUUUCGUUUCAAAGAUGCAACUAGGAUGUGUACUCCCUGGCGAGGAAUUCUGUUGCAGUCUCGGAAUUGAUCCGUCCAUUAAAGUUGAAUAUAAAUCGGCUAAAGUUCUGAACGAACAAAUUGGUUUCGUUUCAAAGUGUGUUCUGCAAACUCACGAUCAAGGUGUAAUUGUGAGAAAUGCGAAAGUGAACGAAGAAGUUGAACUGGUUGUUCGAGAGCAUAUUCCAAAAGCAGUUGACGAUAAGAUUAAGGUCAGCAUUCUCAGUCCUGAUUUACGUCAAUCGAAUGUGGAUGCCUAUCUGAAUGUGGACAAUAAUCUGGAAUGGACCGUAGUGCUUCAGCCAGGUGAACAACGUGAUCUUCACAUCAAAUGGUCAAUUGAAUAUCCGAUCAACGAAACUGUCAUCUACAGAAAACUUUCCUCAACUAUCUACAACUGA
Anisakis simplex (herring worm) is the source of this 1914-nucleotide messenger RNA. The record is from the annotation of a GenBank genome assembly. NCBI's taxonomy places the organism in Eukaryota, Metazoa, Nematoda, Chromadorea, Rhabditida, Anisakidae.